Gambusia affinis (western mosquitofish) is the source of this 7292-nucleotide messenger RNA. RefSeq names its product ecotropic viral integration site 5 like (gene evi5l). Lineage: Eukaryota; Metazoa; Chordata; Actinopteri; Cyprinodontiformes; Poeciliidae. The transcript has 20 exons. The record is from RefSeq and is a predicted model, not a curated record. Bases 552 to 3113 code for a protein of 853 amino acids.
CCCACCUCUCUGUGAGCCGGAGCCGCAGAACGCCAGCCAUUCUGCGUGAAUCAUCGUGUGAUUGAUGCGGGCCGGUGUGUUAUAACCACAUCUCUGUUGAGUCCUUGGCAGCAUCACACGGCUGUCAUGCUUAUUUUAAAGGCGGCCUGUGGAAACAUUCCGACCAGCUAACGCGGCUCGGACUACCCUGGCCCCCGCGUCGCGUGCACGGAGCUCUCGCGACCAGCUGUGCGUCGCGGCGCUGCCUCGCGGAUGAGCGACGGCAGGAGGAUGGCACUGCGUUGGACCGUCGGUCUGUGUUCGUCCUCGGUGUUUUAUUAGGGGCUUAAUUAGCUCAGAACUAACGUUUACGACCGACUGGCGUGGAAGCGACGUUAAACGCGUCCGCCGUGAUUAUGGAAACUGAAUCCAGGUUUAAGGAUUUCUGAUUAGAUUGGCCCUCCAGCCGCCCAGUCAGGCGACAGCCAGGCUCAGUGAGGAGGGAGACCAGCGCUAGAGACCCCUUUACUGCACCCACACUGUGUCACUCCUCACACUCCAUCCUCAGCACCAUGUCCAUCCCCAGCAGCAGCCCAGAAAGGGAGAGAUCCGCUGGAGUUCAGCUGGAGUGCCCCUCAUCUCCUCCUGGUUUGGACGCAGACCCCCCAUCAACAGGCAGCCCAGUGCUCAGCCCAGACUCUUCCUCCCAUGAUGCAGUGCUGUCGGCACCCGCAGCCUCUCCUGCAGACUCUGAGAAUCUGAGUCCAGAUGAACUUGAGCUGCUGGCCAAACUGGAGGAGCAGAACAGGCUGCUGGAGGCUGAUUCUAAGUCGAUGCGAUCUAUGAGCGGCUCGCGACGCAACAGCGGCUCCUCUUUGGUGUCCAGCUCCUCUGCCUCCUCCAACCUGUCACACUUUGAGGAAGAUACCUGGAUCUUAUGGGGCCGUAUUGUUAAUGAGUGGGAGGAGUGGAGACGCAAGAAGGACAAGCUCCUGAAGGAGUUGAUAAGGAAAGGUAUUCCCCAUCAUUUCCGUGCCAUCGUCUGGCAGCUGCUGGGCAACGCCACCGACAUGCCGGUGAAGAACCAGUACUCUGAGCUGCUGAAGAUGUCGUCUCCCUGCGAGAAGCUAAUCCGUCGGGACAUCGCCCGCACCUACCCGGAGCACGAGUUCUUCAAAGGCCAGGACAGCCUGGGGCAGGAAGUGCUCUUCAAUGUCAUGAAGGCAUACUCCCUUGUAGACCGAGAGGUGGGUUACUGCCAGGGCAGUGCUUUCAUCGUUGGCUUGCUGCUAAUGCAGAUGCCAGAGGAAGAGGCAUUUUGUGUUUUUGUGCGACUGAUGCAGGAGUACCGUCUGAGGGAACUGUUCAAACCCAGCAUGGCCGAGCUUGGCCUCUGCAUCUACCAGUUUGAAUAUCUUCUACAGGAGCAGCUUCCAGAACUGAACGUCCAUUUCCGCUCCCAGAGUUUCCACACAUCCAUGUACGCCUCUUCCUGGUUCCUCACCCUCUUCCUCACCUUCCUCCCUCUACCUGUCGCCACACGCAUCUUUGAUAUAUUCAUGUAUGAGGGCCUAGAGAUCAUCUUCCGUGUGGGUCUGGCCAUCCUGCAGUACAACCAAACCGACCUCAUUCAGCUCGACAUGGAGGGAAUGUCGCAGCAUUUCCAGAAGGUGAUCCCCCACCAGUUUGACAGCUGCCCCGACAAACUCAUCCUCAGGGCCUACCAGGUCAAAUACAACCCCAAGAGGAUGAAGAAACUUGAGAAAGAAUACACCACAAUUAAGAACAAAGAAAUGGAGGAGCAGAUUGAGAUAAAGAGAUUACGCACAGAAAACAGGCUGCUGAAGCAGAGGAUUGAAACACUAGAGAAGGAGAGUGCUGCUCUGGCAGACAGACUGAUACAGGGUCAGGUGACUCGGGCACAGGAAGCAGAGGAGAACUAUGUUAUCAAACGGGAGCUGGCGGUGGUGAGACAGCAGUGCAACACGGCCAGUGAGAGCCUGGAGAAAGCCCAGGAAACCAUCAGGGAGCUGCAGCAGCAGACGUACACAGAGCAGUUUGUGAACAACCUGCAGACGCAGCUGGAGCAAUCCCGGCUGCGCGAGGCCGAACUGCUCGGCGCGCUGAAAGAAAUGCAAGACAAGGUGCUCGAUCUGGAGAAGAGGAGCAGCUGCCUACCUGAUGAAAACAACAUGGCCGCCCUGCAGGAAGAAGUGAAGCAGAUGAAGCUGCGGGAGCUGGAGACGCUGCGGUCGUUCAGAGAGAUGCAGGACACUGUCACUGACCUCAACCAGCGCUGGCAGCAUCACAUGUCGCGCAGCAGCAGCACCGGCGGCGGAGGCCACUGGAAGGAAUCCCCGAAGAAGAAUGCAAUGAAUGAGUUGCAGGACAAACUGAUGACCGUCAGAUUGAGGGAGGCCCAGGCCCAGGCUGAACUCCGGGAGGUCAAACUCAAAGCCCUGCAGCUGGACAGCCAGAACCAGAUCCACAGCAAACUGAUUGGUCGUCAUGAGCAGGAACGCUCCGCCCUGCAAGAUCGCCUCCAGAUGGUAGCCAAUCAGAACAAAGCUCUACAGGCCCAGCUCAACGAGAUGAAAAGGAAGCAGGCGGAGUCGGACUGCAAGAGUAAAGAAGAAGUGAUGGCAGUGAGGCUGAGGGAGGCCGACAGCAUGACUGUCAUGGCUGAACUCAGACAGAAGAUUGCUGAACUUGAGAUACAGAAAGAAGAAGGGCUGAUCAAGGGGCAGCUGAACCACUCAGACUCCAGGCAGUACAUCAGCCAGCUCCGGGACCAGAUUGCUGAGCUGAAGAAUGAGGUCAGGCAGCUGCGAGGGCAGAAGGCGGCGCCGAGCUCCCGGAUCGGCUGCGGAGGAGGAAGCACCAACUACCAGGACCUGCUCUUGGCCAGCCCCACCUCCGCUGAGGGAGACUACCUGAGUUCAGACGAAGACCUCCUCAACAGCCCACUACCCGCCACCGCCCUUUACCCCACGCUGUCCGACCCGUGUCACCCGUCUACCCGGCUCGACAGCGAAGGCAGCACGGACAGCGAGGCAGAGGAGCGGGUACAGACACAUCCAGACCCACAGCAGCUUUACAGCAACAUGGUGUGUGCUGACAUGCUGGACAACUGAGACCUGCAAAGGCUUUAGUCGUUCCUUUGCAUUUUUUCCACCCUAAGGAGAUUCUAGGGGCAUCUCUUACUGUUGAUUUUCUUAAUCAGUCUGAUCCUCUUUGGCUUUCCCAGUGUUUACCGUUCGUGUGACGCAGACAUGGUGGCACUGAAUGACCGUCUUCUGUUCAUCUGUUCCUGAGCGUCUCAACGUCACCGAAAAGUCUUAUCCAGUGUUCCUUCAAGAAACGGCGAUGUAAGGCCGCUCUCCAUAUCCGUGUGCCAGAAACUGCAUAUCCUUCGAAACAUAAUCACCCAACAUGCAUACAGAGAGGACUGACUGUAUCACAACUGCUGCUGCUCGCUGCUCAAGAGAUGGGAAACCACAUUUCCUGAGUCUCUACGAAUGGAGAUUUUCUCCCAUAACACACUGUAUACCCUAACUUCUCCUUCCUGCUUGGCUCAGAGUUAAAAACAGCAUCAUAAUCACUUUUCUCCCUCAGAAGAUCCAUCCAUCCUUUCCGAUUUCUGUGGAAACAUUGUUGUUUUUUUUCCCCCCCAACAAUAUAAAGUAUGAAGGUUGCUGUAGAGGAACAUACACACACCGUUCGGUUACAAAACAAGAUGGUUUUCCAAAUAAUUCAUAUUGAAUACUCGUCUUGUCUGUGUGUAGCUUGCAGUUGCCAAGAAGCAAGCACGUUAAUGCAACAGUUCAUCUUUAAACCGUUUCAAAACAACCUGCGGAAAAGGUAGAUAGUCAAAGUUGCCAAAUCGUUUUUGUUUUUUUAAAUGAUUAUUUAUAUGUUUUAACUUAUUUUGGUAUGUUUUUUUUCUUCUUAUUUUUUUAUAUAUCUGUAUAAACUCUAGUCACUAUAGGGAAACCAAUAGAGGCCAAACUUUACACCGUCCUUUGUGCCAACCUGUCAUUCCUUUUGGGUUUACUGUGACACUGUUUCAGAGACAGAAAGAUGUGCUGCUAUGAUUUUGGAUUUAUCCUCUUUUGGUGUUUUUUUAUUUUAUUUUUUAUUUUAGUGGUAUUAGAUCGCUGCUUUACUGAAAACAUGUCACUUUUUCUUAUGUGCCACAGUUCAAAGUUGGGAGUUACUUUGCAAAAGGAGAAACAAAAACAGUUAACCUUUUCUUUCACACUAAGCACUCAUAAGUUUGGUCUUUAUUUCACCGUCUUUUGACAUUUAGCUUAACAUGGAGAGUUAAAUUUUGCUUUCUCUGAAACUAAGGGCAUAUGAUGUUUAACAGUAAACACUGAAACACUGUGUAACAUUGAGUGCAAAGCAUUAAUGAGAGGAAAAUAUAAACCUAGCUGCAUUAUUUACCUGACAAAUUCUGACAGAUCUGUUAGAAUUAGCUAUCACAAUAGACCCAAUUAAAGUUUUUGAGUUUAACAUCUGACUUAUUAGAGGAAGAGUUUUUAACUUUUCUCUAACGGUGCCACAGUGUUUGAAUUAAUCCGAACCACUUCGGUGUUCCUGGUGAACAGAUUUGAUUGCUUUAUGAAAGAGACGACCUUGUUUUUUUCAUUUGGGGUUGCCAAACGUCAAAUAUAAAAAAUUUCAUACCUAAAAGAAGCGUUCUGCACAAAUUGGAUGCGGACCGUAAUUAGUUUGAUAUUUUGAAAGUCUGUGCAAAUCUGUUUACUGAUCAUAAUCACAUCGAUAAACUAUUGAUACUUCCUAUUUCGAUCAGUUUUGUUUUAAUUUAUGUUUCUCAGUCAGUCACUGGUUGUAAGUCUCUCAUCAUCUAUGACUGAUCAGACUUGCAGAAUAUUGUCUGAAAUUAUUCUUUAUUUCAAUUAUAUGCCUUGAUUUUUUUUUUUUUUUUUUUUCAGUCUAGCCAGUAGAGGACAAUUCAUUAAAAUGUAUCCCUUUAACUCAAGCGAAAGCCUUUUUUGAUCUAUAUAAAGCAUAUAAAAUAUAACAGAUAGCAUUUAAUUUGGUCAAACAUCAAGCCCUACAACAUGUCUGAAAUAUGUGUUGGUUUAGAUGCAUUCUUUUUAUGAACAGUGCAUGUAUACGAGGACCAAAGGUGUGAAACUCAGUGUUUUGUUUCAUCAAGAUAUUGUACAUUACACAGUCCUGUUUUAGUUUGUUUUUCUGUCAUAUUUAAGAAUUUACCAACCGCCUGGGAAUUAAUUUGUUAUGCUCUAUAAGAUGUCCGAUAAUGGUUAACCAAAUUGUUUGGUAUGCAAGAGAAGCAACACAUUGAAAUGUACCGGUGAGAAAGACAGAUCAGUUUAUCAGUAUUCCCUGUUUGUAGUUGUUAAAAGCUGGCAACCCUGUCGGAUUUGUUUCACCAUCAAUUAGCUUUGCAUUAUCAGGAAUUCUGCUCAGCUGGAUCCACAAGUUUAUUUACCAAUAUCACAUUUCGACGGGUCAAAAUGUCUCCUACUUUAUCUUGCGAGGAUGUUAACAAAACGUCUUUGAAAAUGGAAAGUGUGCGACUGAAAAAUAUUUUUCAUAUCAAACAUAGUGUUCUGUUUAAACACAAAGUAUUACCUACAGUGUAAUUCAGAUAUUUAAAGCUAUAUCACGGUUGGUCAGAUCUUGAGUAGUUUGAAAAGUGAAUAUGUUGACAAACAGGUUGUCUUCAUAUAAAGCAGCCAUGUUUGCUUUUUUGCACUAUAAAGAAAGAUUGAGAAAAAAGUUAGAAGAAGAUGAGUAAUUUUUGGAAAUGCAUAUAAAUUGUUUCUCAUUGUUUUCAUCUACAGAAACAGAUUUAAUGGGUGAGUGGUUUAUGUCCAACACUUCUUCAGGUGCUUUACUUCAGUUCAUUCUCAAAUUUAAAAUUAAUAACAGAUGGCAUUUAAUUUGGUCAAACAUCAAGCCCUACAACAUGUCUGAAAUAUUAAGUUAAUCUGAAAUAUUAAGUUAAUCUCAGGAAAUCAAUCCUAAUCCUUGUAGUUUAUUCUGUCUCUUUAAGGGCACCCAGUUCAAAAGCUUUUUUUUCCUCUGAACAAUUUUGUUGAACAAGCAUUGAAACUAUUUUAAAAUGAGCAUCACAGCCACACUUUUGAUCAGCGCAAGUUGUACUGUUACUUAAGUUUCUUCAUUUUCCAGCACGUUUGCAACACUUGGGUAAAGAAUUCCUCCCCUGUAACGUUUCUUUUCGUUGUCCAAAUGAAACCAUGACAAAAUGCAGCCUCAAUGCCAUCUCCUGCGAAAUAAGGAAACCUCCAGCACUGGCUACCAGAGCUACAAAGAGGAUGUUGGCUUCCCCACCACACUGUUGCAAAUAACAGCCUUUUGGUGUCAACAGCUGGAUGUAGCAACUGAAAUCUCGACACUGGAAUCGGCAUCGAGAUUUUGGAUACAGUCAGGCAAAAAAGAAAUAAAUAAAUGGAACGUAUAGGCCUCUAUGUGGGGUAAGUCAUAUUAAUAAUACAAAUAGGUAACGAGUUCACCCCUGUGAUGUGUGUAAAAUAUGGCAGAAUACAACAGCUGGCUAAAGAUGCUAAAGGGCAAUUUCACUCUCUUUUUGUUUUGGACUAUUGGUUCAAAAGUGCUCAAACCUGAACCUCAUAAUUUAACCUUUGAAUUUGAUUUCAAAAGGAGUUAAAAGGGUAAGAAUGAAUAAAUUAAUCAAAUGUUUGAACUUGCAGGGAAAUUACUCUGAGAGGAAACGAAAUAAUCAGUUCCUGACACACAUCCAACGUCAGUGAACUUCUCCUCGGUGAUGGUGCUCUGUUCUCACCACUGUCUCAUCCCCACUAGAUCAACUGUGAUUACUUUUUUAUCAUUUGUAAAUUAGUUUUAAUAUGGUAGCAUUAACCUUCAGUGUCAUCAUCACUACUUUGACUUGUUAGCAGUGCUAUAGUUUGUGAGAAAAUGAUCAAACGUGCCAUAAAAGUUGGGAGAUUAUUGCAUUAUAUCACCAUUUUUGUCUUGAAUUCGAAGCUGUUUUACAUGGGACACACUGUGUUUAUCAUCUUGGAUUAGUCAACAAAAAGAAAAGAUUUUCUUUCACUUCGCCUGAUCUGGGAUUCCUCUCAUCUCUGUACUGUAUGUGACUGCUGUUUCAUACCCUCAGCAUCCAGCCUCUCAUGCACUUCAACUCAUGUUGUCAGACAUAUUAUUAUUAUUAUAUGGCAGUAAAAUGGUAUAGAUUUCAGUAUGAUGGGGAUAAAUACAUUUCAGUGUCCUGUAUCCUAUGAAUGAUGCAAAAUAAACUUUGACAUUGCACCUUU